Molecule: messenger RNA, 1403 nt
Organism: Patella vulgata (common limpet)
Lineage: Eukaryota; Metazoa; Mollusca; Gastropoda; Patellidae
Product: fibropellin-1
Exons: 11
Coding region: 36-1307 (423 amino acids)
Source: RefSeq, a predicted model, not a curated record
UUUAUUUAACUUAUUACAAGUUAAGAUAAAUAACAAUGUACGUUUUAUGGCUUGUUGGUAUCUUUGCGAUCGUUGUAUCUGUUUCUGGUCACGGGAAGCGGUGGACUGCACCAGGGCAACAUCUAAAGGGUGUAAGCUGCCGAAAGGUUAAAGAGGCAAAUUUGUGCCAUUCUUGCUGCAAGGACCCCUGUGAAUCGGUUGAAUGUCUAAACGGUGGUAAAUGUGUGAGAGGUAUAUGUGAAUGCACCUGUGGAUAUUCUGGACCAGAUUGUGGCGUUGAUUCUUGUAACAACAGAUGUUUGAACAAUGCAACAUGUAACAAUGGUAUAUGUGAUUGCCCUCCAAUGUUUAGUGGAGAAGAUUGUGUAACUAAGCUAGAACCCGUUGAUCUGUGUGAGAAUAUCACAUGUGUCAAUAACAGCCAGUGUAUCUCUGGUAUUUGUAAAUGUACCCCUGGUUACGUUGGAGAUAAUUGUGAUGUCAAUUUAUGUGAAAUAACAGACUGUCCCCGUGACACAACACUUUGUGUACCAAUCCUUGCACCUGGUGGAUACACAUGUAGUUGUGUUAGAAGAGAUGAGUUCCCUUCAAGGAGUCCUUGCUCUGCAAGGUCAAUCAUUACAACAAUAAAGACCUAUGGCAACAAUCUGAAUGUUACAACCCCUAUACCUGGAGUUCCUGAUAAAAGCAUCACCAUUUCAUUCAUUGAUGAUUUUCAAUUACAUGCUCCCAAUGAUUACCUAGAGAUUGAAGGCACACGAUAUUCUGGCUUUACGACUCCAGCGGACAUCACGCUUUCACCUGGUACUGGUACCCAAGUACGCUUUGUUACCGACAACAGCGUAGGUUCUCGUGGUUACAGAUUUACCUAUCAAUAUAUAGACACCGUAUCAGAUUCAAAUCCUUGUAAAAACGGAGGAACGUUUAGUGCACAAGAGACCUGUAAUUGUAUGGCAGGUUUUGAGGGAACCAAUUGUGAAUUUCCACCAAUAAUAAUACCACCUAUUAAUUACGCCGCCGCCAGUAGGGUAUUGUUCACUCUACCUGGUUUUCCAGAGAAAGAUCUUGUCCUUACGUUUGCUGAUGAGUUUAGUAUUGAAACUACGGAUGGUAAUUGUGAUGAUAUUCUUAGAAACGAAUGUAUGGAAGAUUAUGUGGAGAUAGAAGGAACAAAAUAUUGUGGAGGCGUGGCACCGGAACCUAUUACAAUACCAACAGGUAACGGAACAACAGUACGUUUUGUGAGUAAUGAGGAUGGACAGUGCCCGAUAGGUUUUAAACUCACCUAUGUCUAUAGAGACCCAUAGUCAUUUUAAGAUAAAACCAGAAAUUAUUGUUUGUGAAUUUAAUGGUAUUAUUUGAUUGAAGGACAUGUCACCAGAACAGUUGUGUUAACCAAGCAG